GUUUAUUCGAAUAGUUAUUUGGCAUAAGUGACAACUUCAAAAAUUGGGAACGUUUAAAAUAAAAUAUUGUAAGAAAAAAAACAACAAAAACCUGAUGAAAAAGUAUUUUAACUGAGAAAAAAAUGAGCAUAUUUAUGUGUAUAAACACAUACAAUACAUUUUUUCUGAAAAGGCGAGAAAUAUUAACAAUUUCUAAAGUACACGUAAAAGAUACCAUUCACAUUAUUUAACGUUAGGAUUUCGGGAACAAACAAGAAAUCAACCAACUAUUUAGUCAAUGCUUCCUCAUACAAAACAAGUGGACUAAAAUGUGUCCCCUGUAGCAGUGAGUAAAGCUUUAAGUUACAAGAUAUUCACAGAACGUUCUAUUUUUCAUCGAAUAUGCUGGAGUAAUCAACAAAUUUAUGAAGGAAUAAUCUGAGUUUACUUCGUUCAAAGAAUAUGAAAAUAUCUUCAAACUAUGAUUUAUGUUUGUGCAUUGGUUUACUUUCAUGUAUAUAUAUGGUGAAUAUAAAAACAAGUGAUGCAUUUAUUCAGAUAUUCGAUCUACCAAAAUUUAUUAUGGAACCGCCAAAUGUAAUAUACUAUGCACCUAGUCAACUAUCUAUCUCACAAUUCAUUCCUAAAUUUCAUGUGUAUACCAUAGUUUCACCCCGUAAUGUAACUAUCCAGCUAGGUGCUGUGCACAAGGACAAAUCGAAUAUGAUUAUUUAUUUACCGACGGUACAUGAAUAUUCAACAGAAUCUUAUUCACUUGCAUUUGCUCAAACUCAUGCUAAAAUUAACUCAGUGCCAUUAACUGAAAAUUUAGUUCAUUUAAACAGUAUGAUUCCUCAUAUCAGUAGUAACAGUAAUAAUGUCAAACAGAAUAUAAAUCUGUGGUCAAUUUUUGUAUAUAACUUUUUACCUGAUAUGAAGCUAAUAAUUUUAGCAUCAACAAAAUUUGGCACAGUCUCUAGCAGUUUGAUCAGUGUGGAAACAUUUGAUCUUCCGGCGUUUCCGCCUCAAUCUGAUCAAUAUUUAUCACUACUAAUUGGUAAUACAGGAAGAGUCAUUUGUCACUUACCACACUCUCGACCAUCUCUACCGACUGCAUAUUUCUAUCAUAAUGAUGUAGUACUGGACCUGACCCAGACUGAUAGGUACAGCCUUAUUUAUGUCGGUGGUGAUGAUUCUGGUUUGCCAUGGGAUAUACGCUCACAGAAACCCCAUUUUGUAUAUGAACAAUUCAGAAAGACAGAUAAACCAGGAGCUGUAGUUCUGCUUAUUCAUUCCCUUCAGCUCUCCGAUGCAGGAAUAUAUUACUGUUCUACAAAGUUGUUCGAUAAAACAAUCGUAUCAAACCAGAGGACUCAUCUAGUUGUAACAAAACCAAACAAAAAAAUAUGGACACAUUUGAGAUUUUCGACUGAUGAUUCCGAUCUAUCACAUUUUUACACUGUCGAUAGUACUUCACAUUCACCGAUGACUUCUAAAGAUGAAAAUUCUUUACUAACAGUGAAAACAAUUACAAUAAAUGAAAAUGCCAAUUUGACUUUAUUUUGUAUAUUUGAAAGUGCUCCAGUUGUUUCAACACGCUGGUAUUUUAAUGGAUUCAUUGAUAAUAUUGAAAUUAACCGAAAAUUUGGUACAUUAAUUAUCAAGUAUGUCAGACAAGAGAACGAAGGCAUUUACACUUGCUCGGUGGACAACUCCGAUUCCAAACUUAUUGGAAAAUCUUUUAGAAUUGUUGUUACAAAAUCACAAAUCCGCAGUUCCCUAGAUCCUGAAGUGAUCACCGCCAAAAGUGGUCGGCAAGUAACACUAAGCUGUGUAAAUUUUGUGCCAAAGGAAAAUGAUACUUCAAAUCACAUGAUACCUGAUGCGAAAUCGCCUUCUCCUGCUGAGUGGGAAAAAUGGAAUUACGAUACAGCCAUCAAAAAGCCCAACCAUGACACUGAUAUUCAGCAUGAAAACAGCAAAUUCAGAAAUUCACCUCACAUAAACAGUUGGAUCCAUAAUGGACAGUUUAUCUCAAUGAGCAGCUCCAAAAACUAUCACUUGCAAGAUGGAUUACUGAAAAUAUUGAACACCUCGCAUUCAGAUACUGGAAUCUAUCAGUACGUUAGUAUCAAUCGACGAACGAGUAGUACUGACAUCAGUAGUACAGAAAAUGAAUUUCAAUACAAAUUAGUCAACUGUAAAUAUUUUGUUCAAUUGGACACUGAAAACAUUGUACAUACUGAAAUCAAUGAUCAAUUCAGAACAAUUUUUGAACAUACAUCUGAAGGAUUAACUGGACACUUGAACUGUAAUUUAUCAUCGUUGCUCCAAACAAGAGAUUAUCACAGUGCUAAUGGGCUUAAUCAGUACCAGUGGUCGAUUUUAUGGUAUCGAAGUGCAACAUCUACGGAACCCUUAAAUAUAGAGUCGAUUAACAAAGCAUCUGGUGGUAUUAAAUAUAUAAUCAGCAAUGUGAACGAAUUCACCCAAAUUCUUAGUAUUGUGAACCCCAAAAAGAUUACCGAUGACGGUCAGUACAUUUGUAGAGUUUACAAUACAACAACUGGCAAACUUCUAGGUGAAAGACGAUUUCAACUUAUUAUUCAAUCAAUUAACGACGAAGGAAAACCUACCAAUAUACCAAGUCAUGGUCCAAGUGUUUCCCAAAAAAUAUUUCCACCUCCAUUAAAUGUUCAAAGUAAACAUGAAUCUUCUUUUGGGAGGCAAAAGAAUGAAAUCUCUGUAAAGCAUGAAAGUCCUAAUGAGGUAUCUCAGGUCAAAGUAUCAAGGCCGACUGUCAAGCGUUUGGCAAACUUUACAAUGGCAAUUCACAUCAAAUGGGCCGUCCAUAAUAGUCCGAUCAGUGGGAUGCAUUAUCAGUUAGGUCUAAAACAUCUAGGAAGAGACCGUAAAGCUAGAUCGAUAGCAGGAUAUCUGUAUCAGCAUAAAAUUUCAAAAAAAUUGUCUAAUCAAGAAGAAUUUGCAGUUCUUCCAAAUAUUUAUGAAAAUACAAGUAUUAUACUUGAUUCACCUGAUCUAUUCUAUCCACAAAACUCUUAUUCUUUACGUGUUCUUGUAUUAGAACAUCAACUCUGGAGCCCGUGGACAGAACCAGUGCAUUUUGAUAAUAUGCUUGAUACUACUGUACAAAUCAUAUCUCUCACAGCUAACAAUGCAUCCUGUCUUUAUGUUGAAUGGAUAUACAUUCAGCCGAGAAAUAAUUCUAUUCCACUUGGUAUAACAAACUCAAAGGAUCUAAAUUUCGUUAUAAUCUAUAGAAAUUUAUCUGGAAGUCCAGAAGAUAGGAAGUCAUUAUUAGAAUUAUGGACAGAGUCCAGGGUAAAUGAUGAAAAGCAGUUUCCAAUCGGUUUGUCAACUGUUACUAGAUUUGUUGAUAUACGAACAGUUCAAAUAACUGGAGACACCUCUCUGACAGGACAUUCAAUUGACAGACUAUCUCCAAACACAACGUAUGCAGUAUCAGUCUACAUUGAGGAAAAGAGAUUUUACCAGCAUCAAAGCAAAACAUACUACACCCGUCUCAGUAAUGAAGCUGUACAGAAAACCUUACCUCUAACCAUUGGAAGAAAUUUAACUGCUGAAAAUUUUACUCAAGAGGAAGCUAGUAAGGCGGAAGAUAUGUCAUCUCAGACUUCAUCAGACCUCAGGUCUAAAAUGAGUAGGCAAUAUGGCGGGAAAAAUGAUCCAAGCGGUAAAUUAUUCAAAAUUUAUCAGCAUGAAAGUUAUGUGUUAAUUGUGAUCCUUGGAUCACUAGCAGGCGUUUUACUCAUCAUAUUCAUUGCACUGAUCACAUUUUGUAUAUGGUAUCGACUACGCCUGAAAUCACAAUAUCCUACAAGUUACUUUGGUGCCUUAAGUGAUUCAGAGCUCACUGGAACUCCAAAACAGAGAACAGCCACUGAAUGGGAGAACUUUCAGUCUCAGCCAGUUCUAACAGGUGACAAUCAUCAGACAUUUCCACGUGCUGCAGGAAACUUUCACCUCCAGUCAUUAGAUGGCCAACAGAAGCAGUCUGCAGAAUUGAACAAUUUCGCAACACUGCAACAUUCAGCUCAUUGGUUACAGCAGCCUAAAAUACCUUAUGAAGGACAAUACAGAAAAUCUAUGCUUCUUGAUAGUGCAAUGAAAUCUUAUUGGAUGACACAUAAUUAUAAUGAGGCGAGAGUUGCAUUUAUGAGGACUCAGAAUCUAGAAAAUGUUGCGAAUAAUUCUGCUUUGCCACCUCUUUCUAAAGAUCUUUUCCUACAAAACGUAAAUAUAAAUAAAAAUAAUGAAUGCACUACUGGCAACGGAGCUACUGAUCACAUUGGCAGUUUGGAAGGGAUAUUUCAAGAAGCGUCCGUAAAUGAACAGUUCAAUCACAUGGCAAAAAUGUUAAAUACAGAAGUUCAACCAAUAAAUGAUCAGUCUUCAUCUAUCUAUUCACAUAUUGGUUCCGAUUCAACUGUCAAUGAUUUAUCUCAGUUCCAGUUGGAUAGAUUUAAUUCUGUGCUACCAACUACAACACUAUGUGAUUACUUUGGAUUUGGGACUAACAUUUUAUCUAUGCAGAAUGAUAAUGGCAACAGCACAAGUAGGCGAGAUACACUUCGUGAUUAUUCACAAACCAACAGUUUGUCUGUUACAGCCAAUCCUCUUUAUCCUUUCAUCACUAAACCGGAUGAUCUUGUCAGUUUACCUUUGACAAACCAUCAUGAACCAGUUUGGUGUCCAGUUCAGUCAGGAAUGAUCAGUAAUGGAACAAGUUCAUUCUACACUACUGUACCACCGUCUCGACACUUACAGCAUCCAUCCAAUGGGGACGUACUAAUAAAUCCUUCAGAUCAAACUUUUCCAAGUCACAUAAACAUUCCUGCAAGCCAAAAUAUUGUUGGUCAGGGUUUUCAGCAGUAUCCUUUUAUUCAAAAUCUUAUCCCAGUAGAUAGACAACAAAUACUUUGUGGAUCGAAUCCCCUCACCUGCUUGUCCACCCCAUUCUCAUCGUAUGCAGAUAGCUUAACAGCUGCACUCACUUUACAACAAUGGGUGGAGCAUAUGAGUAAACCGACAAAAAUCAAUGAUAAUGUUAUAAGACUAUACAAAGAAGUUUACAGAAAGUCAGACAUUAAAACAAAACUGAACCAGGACGAAAUAGUUAUGACUAAAAAUGAUCAACAGAAUUUAUGCAAUGAAACUAAUCGGCAUCAUAAAAGUCCACGAGAAAAUCUAAGUUCCAGUUUUGCUGAUAGUGGGGUGGACCUUCCAAGUACCAAUAAUCUAGAAUCAGACAUAUUGGAACAUACUUCCAACAGGAAUGAAAGUCCACAAGAAAUGAAUCGCCGAAGAACAAAUAUAGUACGACCCGUAGAAAAUAUCUCAUCGGGACCAUAAUUCACACUGCUUAGUUGGAACAGUCGAAAUUGGGAAUACGUCUUCUGGAACUAACUGUCUAUCUGCAUAUAACAAUUCAAAACAUACGAAUCGGUUUAUUUAAACAGCCAUUUUACCGCUGACCAAUGAAUCCAAGUUUAUAUACACAUAUUUUAUCUAGGCAAUUGAUCAUAUACAAUUAUUUUAUACAAUUUAAACCUCGAAGAGAGGAUCGUUCAAACAUAUAUUUAUAAGAAUAAGAAUACCGCAAGAAUACUUUCCUCUGAUGACCCUUAAAAAUUAUAUUUUCUAAAUUUGUUUUCAUCUUCUUCAUUAUAAUAAUUAUAUUGCUUCCAAGCAUGCGUUUCACUAGGGACUUUGUCAGCAAUGCCCAAGUUCAAGUACAUACAUUUUGCAAGGAAAAAAAUAGUAUUUACCAAUUUGAUAAAUGGUAUUGGUUAUCUAGCAAUACUACUCACUUACUACUCACUGGUGAAAUACAAGUUGUAUGGAGUUGUAAUAUAAAUCCAUGAAUAUAUUCCUAAUAGCAGCAUAGAAGAAUGCACAAUUCUGUGAUAUAAUCCUAAGUCAAGUACCGUUAUUU
Heterobilharzia americana is the source of this 5956-nucleotide messenger RNA. The record is from the annotation of a GenBank genome assembly. NCBI's taxonomy places the organism in Eukaryota, Metazoa, Platyhelminthes, Trematoda, Strigeidida, Schistosomatidae.